AUCUACAGACAGACACCAGUCUCUCGUAAAGAGCAGACGGUCUCACUUUUAUCACACAGACAUCACGCACCUCAGCAUUUAUUCUUCACAUUAGUAUUCUAGGAGCGAAAGGAUUCGGAUCUUCCGGUUUAUUUUCAUUGGAUAUUUAUUUCUAAAUAAUUUACCGCAACGCUACCAAAGGGCAGGCUGCAGAGAAUGUCGUCUGGAGAUUAUUUAAAUAUUUUUUACUGUCCUAUUUUAUUUUUUUUGCACUGCGAUUGUUUUGUGAGCCAGAUUCUGAAUGCUAAUCUCUCCACGGAAAUUAAUUUGCGUAAAAUCCGCUGAUCAGAACUGCGACUGCGCACAUCAUCACACACCAUCCUCAUCUUCAUCAUCUUCAUCCUGCAGAGGACACCUGCAGAUAUCAGCUGUCAUCUGUCGGUCAGGUGAGUUCCAGCAGGUGUGCAGUGAACAACAUCUGCUGCAGACGAGAAAGAUACCUGACAUUUCCGCGGCUGAAGGAUGGAGCAGCUCAGUCAGUGGCUCUGGAAGCAGGAAUACUGGCUUCCUCCGGGAAUCCGCUGGGAGGAUCUGGAGAAGAUGGAGGGCUCUCGGCGUCCUCUCCCGCGGGAUCUGCUCCUGGCUCUGCCUCUAGCUCUGGGAUUCAUCAUGCUUCGUUACGCUUUUGAGAGACGUGUGGCAUUUCCUCUCAGCAGAGUUUUAGGAGUGAAAGAUCAAGUUCGGUUGAAAGUCGCUCCUGCCCCAAAUUUAGAGGCAUUUUACACUAAAAACAGCAGACAGCCGACACAGAGUGAGAUCUCCAGCCUGGUUAACCAGUGCAACCUGACUCACAGACAAGUGGAGACCUGGUUCCGUAACCGCAGAAACCUGGACCGACCCAGCAACAGUAAGAAGUUUUGCGAGGCCAGCUGGAGGUUUGUGUUCUACCUGCUUGCUUUCACCGCGGGAUUGGCGUCUUUAAUUAACACGCCCUGGUUCUGGGAUCAGAGAGAGUGCUGGAGAGGAUUUCCUCGACAGCCGGUUCAGGACGCUCAUUACUGGUACUACAUGCUUGAGCUUGGCUUCUACUGGUCUCUGCUGCUCUGUGUGUCUGUGGACGUCAAGAGAAAAGAUUUCAAAGAACAGAUCGUCCAUCACUUCGCCACCAUCUUCUUGCUGGGUUUCUCGUACUGCUCCAACUACACUCGGAUCGGGACCCUGGUGAUGCUCGUCCACGACUCCUCUGACUUCCUGCUGGAGUCUGCCAAGAUGUUCAACUACGCCGGCUGGAAGAAAACCUGCGAUUCAUUGUUUGUGAUUUUUGCUGCUGUAUUCCUGGUUACACGCCUGGUUGUGUUUCCCAGCAAGAUCAUCUACACCACUCUGGUUUUGUCUAUGGAAGUGUUUGAGCCGUUUAUGGGGUAUUAUUUCUUUAAUGCGCUGCUGCUGGUGCUGCAGACGCUGCACAUUUACUGGGCUUAUCUCAUCCUCAGAAUGAUCUACAAGUUUCUCUUCUUAGGGAAACUGGACAAGGACGAGCGCAGCGAUGUUGAAAGUGAACCAGAGGAGGAGGAGAAAGAGGAAGAGGAGGAGGAAGAUCGGUCUUCCUGGAGGAAGAGGAAGGUGGUUCUGGACUCCAGGCUGGCGAUGCUGAGCUCCAGCUGUGUCUUAAAUAACUUGACUAAUCAGAAAGCCGACGCGAACAGAAGACUGCCGAAAGCCAGAUAGCAGCGAGCGCUGAGACGUGCUACUCCUUCAUCCACACUGAGCUCAGCAGAAACAAAUACACUGUACUUCAGGAACACACUUGACUCUCAUUCACACCAGUAACCAGCUCAAGCAUCAAGCACUUAUGAGGGAGAGGCAGAUCAAGGAAUUUCCCUUUAUUUAGUCGCACCUCAUAUCACUUCUAACAGAGUAGAAUUGAAUGGAAAUAAAAAGACUUGCUGACGUGUGCAUUUAGUUCAUGACAGAUCAGAUUCAGCAGUGCAAACCCACAUCAGUAAUGUUCAGUCUGUAAUAAAUAGGCUAUAAAUAACUUUCAACUGAAAAUACUGUAUUUAUUGUGCACUUGUAUGAUGAAAAUACUCGGUUUGAAAUGAAUGAUAUGUUUUGUAAAUAUAG
Sinocyclocheilus grahami is the source of this 2103-nucleotide messenger RNA. RefSeq names its product ceramide synthase 4b (gene cers4b). The record is from RefSeq and is a predicted model, not a curated record. The transcript is spliced from 12 exons. Gene Ontology annotation, cellular component: membrane. Gene Ontology annotation, molecular function: DNA binding; sphingosine N-acyltransferase activity. Gene Ontology annotation, biological process: ceramide biosynthetic process. NCBI's taxonomy places the organism in Eukaryota, Metazoa, Chordata, Actinopteri, Cypriniformes, Cyprinidae. The coding region runs from base 502 to 1707 and encodes 401 amino acids.